CACACACGUGACUCCCCGCCCGUCUUACUACAUAACUACCUUCAGUCAUUGUUAUGAAACGAGAUCGCCGGACUGCUUUUGCUCCGCAGGGUUUUUGGUUGUGUUUUUAUUUUAUUUUUUAUUUUUAACGGAACGGCUUUUCUAGGUGAGGAGGCACACCUGCGUUGAACAUGUCGUUUUACAGGAAUGCCGUUUGGUUCGUGAAAGGACUCCAGGAGUACACAAAGAGCGGCUAUGAAGCCGCGGCCAAGCAUUUCGCUCCAGCGGACCUGGACGUGAACCUGACCGGGAGGUCCUUCGUGAUAACGGGGGCCAACAGCGGGAUAGGAAAAGCCACAGCGCAGGAGAUCGCCAACAGAGGGGGAAUCGUUCACAUGGUGUGUCGAAACAAGGGCCGCGCAGAAGCAGCCAAAGAUGACAUCGUGGCACGGAGUAAAAAUCAGAAUGUUCACGUCCACAUCGUUGACAUGUCCAGUGCGAGACAAGUGUGGGAGUUUGCCCAGAACUUCUCGCAAAACAACACCGUGCACGUGCUGAUCAACAAUGCGGGCUGCAUGGUCAACCAGAGAGAGUUAACCGAGGAGGGUGUGGAGAAGAACUUUGCCACAAAUACGCUCGGUACAUACAUCCUCACCACAGCACUGAUCCCUGCGCUGAAGAAGGUUGAAGACCCGAGAGUGGUCACUGUGUCGUCAGGCGGCAUGCUCACGCAGAAGCUGAACGUGGACGACCUCCAGUUCGAGAGUGGGCAGUUUGACGGCACCAUGGCCUACGCCCAGAACAAAAGACAACAGGUGAUUCUGACAGAGAGAUGGGCUUCCCUACACAAAGAGAUCCACUUCUCCUCCAUGCACCCCGGCUGGGCAGACACACCAGCUGUCCAGUCGUCCAUGCCGUCCUUCCACGCUAAGAUGCAGUCCAGACUGAGGACGGAGGCCAUGGGGUCCGACACCUUGGUGUGGCUCGCCGGCUCUCCAGCUGCCAUAAAGCAGCCGAGCGGACUCUUCUUCCAGGAUCGCAAAGCGGUGGCGACACACCUGCCUCUGGCCUCCUCCAGGUCCACACCACAGGAGGAGGAGAAGCUUCUGGCCGCGCUGGAGGAGCUCGCCCUCAACUUCAAACCUUAAUAUCUCUGCAAAUGCACUUGUCUUUUUAAAAGCAAACACUCCUCACUCAUUAUCAAUGUUUACAUAAUCAUGUCUUGUUUGUUUGCUUCAAUAUACAAGACACAUUUCUGACUGAUACCUCAAAGAACAGGCUCCUCAAAGUGUAGUUAAUGUUGUUUUCAGCAAAGAAGAAUCUUGUACGGAUGUUGGAGCUUUUCUCUAAUAGGCUGAUCAAAACUAGGUGGAAGGAAGAUGAAAAUUUUCUCCUUUAAAUACACUUAAUGGAAAAUGCUGCAUCCUCUCUUCACCAAGCCUAUGGGGAGAAAUGUAUAGAUCAGGAAGGCUCUAAUGUAUGUAUAACACAAAAUGCAAAUUUAUAUGAUUUCUGUACAAUAAAGUUUAAUUUCCAUGAAC
Messenger RNA from Xiphias gladius (swordfish), 1520 nucleotides. RefSeq names its product dehydrogenase/reductase (SDR family) member 12 (gene dhrs12). The record is from RefSeq and is a predicted model, not a curated record. Bases 171 to 1127 code for a protein of 318 amino acids. NCBI's taxonomy places the organism in Eukaryota, Metazoa, Chordata, Actinopteri, Istiophoriformes, Xiphiidae. The transcript has 10 exons.